AUGGCGCCGUUUGGCACGACUGCGCCGUCGGCCCGUGCGCGUCUACGAUGGGCCACACUCUUGUUCAUGUCCAUCUGUGCUGUGCGCCAGGCCUCGAGUCUUGUAAGUAGCACUGCCCGGGGGGGGGUGAUCAUCACCUGUGUUUUUUCGUUGCACGUGUUCCUGCUGUUCCUGCCACUCCCGCCCGUGCCUCUUCCUCGCGGUUGUGGCAACGUGGCUCGGCGCUGGCAGUGCAACACCCAGCGUCGCCGUCCGAGGCUCCAGCGGCCAACCCCGCAGCUCCGGUUCCAGCUUGCAGAAUGGGUUCGGCCUGUGCUGGUGUCGAACUGGAUGGCUUCGCUUCGGUUGCCGUCCGCGGCAGCAGUCAGAAAGGCAGUUCACACCCUGUAG
Molecule: messenger RNA, 390 nt
Organism: Prorocentrum cordatum
Lineage: Eukaryota; Dinophyceae; Prorocentrales; Prorocentraceae
Source: the annotation of a GenBank genome assembly